Messenger RNA from Rotaria sp. Silwood1, 2625 nucleotides. The record is from the annotation of a GenBank genome assembly. NCBI's taxonomy places the organism in Eukaryota, Metazoa, Rotifera, Eurotatoria, Philodinida, Philodinidae.
AUGGUACCCAUGGCCUCUUCUAGUGAUAGUGAUGAUAGCAGUUCAAGUGAUAUUGAUGAUGAUUCUGUUUUUUAUGAUGCUAAUAGUAGUUUAUCAAAUACUGAAAUAGAAAAUCAUCCUCUUCAAAGAGAACCGCGAUGGAGAAUAUCAUCGAGAGAUGAAUCAUUAAAAAAACCUGAACAUUUUUGUACGAUUUCCUUAACUGAUAAACAAUUACAAGAUAUUGAAAGGCGUGAUAAGCUUCAACGUUUACGUUCUCAAGAUAUUCCUGAUAAUCGAAACAGUCAAAAUGUUACAGUCAAAAACUUCCCUGAAUCACCUUCAAUUUUAUCAUCAUCAAUAGUAGAAGAAGAAGUAUCAAGCGUUCAAGAUAUAUCAUCAAAACUAGAUGCUCUUAAAGAUGAUAUUGAUAAUGAGCAAAUCAAAUGUCCAAAGAAGAGCUCUAUAUCUUCACUUUCAAAAGAAAUUUUAACAAAUUCUUCUAUUAAAUCUUAUGAUUAUCAUCCGCCACUUUCAUUACCUGCAGCAUCAACACGUGGUACAGGUGGAUAUUAUUCAAAGAAUAGAACUUUAUCUGCUAGUAGCGAGCCCAAUGUAAUUGAUUUACAUAUGAUUGAUAGUAUAACAAAAUUCGGUGAAUUAGCUCCAAAUGGUCCAAUAUUAGAUGAUGAAGAAAUUCUUCAACAGCCAAUUGUACUUGAUCUUGAUAGUGGAAAAUAUAUUCCAUUAAGUGAUGCUAAUCCCAUGACACAAACAAUAAUGCAACGUACUCAUAGAAGUGGAAGUAUUAUAACAGUACGUCGUAAUUCAAUAUUGAAUAGUCGGAAUACUGUAAGAAAUUCUUUAUCGGAUAAUAAUACUCUUAGUAAAUCAGAACUAAAUCUUUCACAUAAAAAAAAUAAAAAACAUGAAAAUGCAGAUGAUGAUGAUAAUGAAUCAACAUCAUCUGAAUCCUCAAGUACAAAAUCAAGUCAUGCAACACUUAGAUUAUCAUCAUCAGUUACUGGUAAAUCUUUAACAUCUAAUACACAUUCACCAGUAUCAAUAAAAAAACAAUUGAAAAAUUUAGUUGUAAAAAAUUUUUUACGUAAAAUGAAACCUAAAACAGUCUAUGAAAAUAAUAAUUCAGGUGAUAUUGAUGAUGAAGAAGAUGACACUGAAAGAUUAUUAAUUAAUGAUGGUUCAAAUGGAGAUUUAAAAUAUAAAGCAUCAAGAUAUUUAAAAGAACCAACACAAUUUGAUAAAACACAAUUAUUACAAACAAUUGUUGACGCUCAUAAUGGACCUAUUUGGUGUAUGAAAUUUUCACCUGAUGGUUAUCUUCUUGCAACAGGUGGUCAAGAUUGUUUACUUAAAAUUUGGGUAUUAAAAUCAGCACGACCAUAUUUUGAUGAUUUUUCUCGUAUAACAUCAAAUCCAUCGAAACCACAAAAUGAAAUAUUAAGAAAUAGAUUUUAUGAAUUUCAUCAAAAUAUAUCAUCUGAAACAAUGACACCAUCCAAUAAUGCUAAACUUGGUCUAAAUGAAAUGCAAGUUCCACUUUAUACUAAACCAUUUUCAGAACUUGUUGGUCAUCAAGCACCUGUACUCGAUGUUGCUUGGUCAAAAUCUUUAUUUCUUCUAUCAUCAUCUAUGGAUAAAACUGUUCGAUUAUGGCAUUUAACUCGUUUAGAAUGUUUAUGCUAUUUUCUUCAUGUGGAUUUUGUUUCGGCAAUUGCUUUUCAUCCACGAGAUGAUCGAUAUUUUAUAUCGGCAAGUUUAGAUGGACAUGUACGUCUAUGGAAUAUUCCUGAUAAACGUGUAGUGCAUUGGACAUUAAUACCAGCUCAAGCAUCAUCUCAAAUAACUGCUGCUGAAGCUAAUUUAAUAACAGCUGUGAAUUUUUGUGAUGAUGGCCGUAGAGUAACUGUUGGAACAUUUGACGGUCGAUUUUUAUUUUAUACUGAUUCAUUACAAUAUGAUACUGUAAUACAUAUUGGAGAUAAAGACGUUACUCGAAGUGUUCGAUCAAGAAAACGUCGAAAACCAUCUAAAAUUACAGGCAUUGAAUCAAUGAGUUCAAAUAAUUCAAAAGUAUUAAUUACAUCAAAUGAUUCUCGAAUACGUUUAUUUAAUAUUCGAUCGAAAGAAAUUGAAUGUAAAUAUCGUGGCUAUUUAAAUCAAUCAAGUCAAAUUCGAGCAUCAUUUAGUUAUGAUGAUCGAUAUAUCAUUAGUGGCAGUGAAGAUUCUUGGUUUUAUAUAUGGAGAACUAAACCAAAUAGCGAUGAUAGUGAUUCACCAAUAAAUGCUAAAUUAACACGAAAACAACGACGUUAUUUUGAGCGUGCAUUUGAACGUAUUCGAGUUCAUAAUACAAUGGUAACAUCUGCGAUCUUUGCACCAAAUUCAAGUUUAAUAAUGAAUUAUUUAUAUUCAUCAAGUGAUAGUUCAUCUUUAAUAAAUUAUUCUCCUAUUUCAACAACAUCAAGUAUAGAUACUAAUCGAACACGAAUAAGUGGUAUAAAUAUUGCAUCAAAUUCAUCUGAAGGUUUAUCGAUCACGAAUAAUACAGGACCAAUUUAUGUGAUGGUAACAGCAGACUCUAAAGGUCAAUUAAAACUGCUUGUUAAUCGAUAUCAUCGUUAA